AUGCGAGCGCGCUCGUUGCAUGCCGCCAUGGAAGAGGCCUCAUCUCCACGCGUAAAUAAGGCGUUGGACUUCAUGAGCAGCGACGAUGACGACGAAAAUGCUGAGGAAUUCGAACAGGAGAACCGCAAGUGUAACAACUCCACCAAAGAUUCAAGUCCACAUAACACGAAAGCGGCGGCGGUCGGGGGAACCUUUCGCUACCGCACACGGCGCACGGAGCGCUUGGGCGUGUACGGCAGGCAGGACCCGCCGUAUCGUCGGCAAGUACUUUUGUCACCCAAUAAGAUACAGCAACGACGAUCCAGCUCAGAGCAGAGCACUCCGACGCACAGGAGACCGGGGCUUGCCGGACGGUCCAGUAGAUCGGUGUCACCGCCGUGUGCGAGCCCAGCAACGUUGCUGAGCCAAAACCUUGGAGCGACUUUGUCUAUGAAGAGUCCUGUGCAUAUGCGGCGGCGCUCGCAAGGGAAGAAAGUAGUUGUGAAGAAACUUAGUGUUGCAGACUCUCCGGUCCGAGAUCCACUGAGUGGAGCGCUGUUCGCCAUCAAAAAGUCGAAACAAGAGCUGCGAAACGAUCGAGAACGUGAUGUGUUGGCCCAAGAAAUCAUAAUCCUUGAUAAGCUAACAUCGUCACGACACAACUUCGACAGCAUCGUGCGAUAUUACCAAGCCUGGCAGGAGAAUGGCUUUUUCUUCUUGCAAAUGGAGCUGUGCGAGGGAGGCACAUUGCAAGAGUUUAUUACGACACGAAACCGAGAAGUUCUUCCCGAAUACUACUUGUGGAGUAUCUUACGGAAUGUUGCAAGCGGACUCGAGGUCCUCGCUGAACACGGUCUUGUUCAUCUGGAUAUCAAACCUGACAACAUAUUUAUCACGGGAGACGGACAUUUAAAGAUUGGGGACUUCGGUAUGGCCGGAAAAGUGGUGACAUCGUCCAAAGCGUCGAGUACAAUAAGUGAUCUUGAAGGAGAUGCGAAGUACAUGGCGAAGGAGCUACUGUCCAGCGCCGAUCGGCUCCCUUCGGCGGAUAUCUUUUGUUUUGGUAUUAUGAUGCUGGAAAUUGCUACUGGAAUGGUCUUGCCAGAAGCUGGGAAGAAGUGGCAUGAUCUGCGGGAUGGAGAAUUGCCUUCUCUUUCUUCAGAGUACUCAAAAGAACUCAGCGAGAUGAUUCAACAGAUGAUGCAUCCUGAUCCAACAAGGAGGCCCAGUGCAGUAGAUAUCAUGAAAAACUGUCCUGUGCAAACUGCCACCGAGCCCAUCACGCUCAUCCAAGAGCAUGCUUUGAAGCAAAAAAUGGUCGUGCUCACUAGAGUACGAAGCAACACGAGUCGAUCGGCAAAAAACAACAUGCAGACUCCUCACAAGACGCGUCUCUCAGUACCGUAAAAU
This is a messenger RNA of Phytophthora infestans T30-4, 1389 nucleotides long. RefSeq names its product ser/thr kinase. Gene Ontology annotation, biological process: protein phosphorylation. The record is from RefSeq and is a predicted model, not a curated record. The coding region runs from base 1 to 1386 and encodes 461 amino acids. Lineage: Eukaryota; Oomycota; Peronosporomycetes; Peronosporales; Peronosporaceae. The transcript is spliced from 8 exons. Gene Ontology annotation, molecular function: ATP binding; protein kinase activity.